Messenger RNA from Phytomonas sp. EM1, 967 nucleotides. Lineage: Eukaryota; Euglenozoa; Kinetoplastea; Trypanosomatida; Trypanosomatidae. The record is from the annotation of a GenBank genome assembly.
GGACUCCAUGAUAUAACUUCUAUUUAGGUAGUUUUUUCUUCUUGAGGAAUUGCAUAAAAUAAACUAUGACAGGGUUGUGUUCUCUUGAUAUUGUGCCGUUUGCUACACUUGGUCUUGCCCUAUUCACAAUCGCAUUCAGCUUCUAUGUUUGGCGUGAAGAUGAGGGCUUACAAUCCGUAGCCUUUUGUGGGUAUGAGAAGGGAGCAAAUUUUGCAUACAAAGCCUUCGCCAGUAACUUCAGCCACUUAACUUAUUUGCAUUUAUCUUUAAAUGUCCUCUUUUUGCUUGACAUUGGGUUUGAUUUAGAGAAGCGACUUGGAAGUUUUGGUUUUGCUUUCCUUUAUGGGAUAUCUAUGUUCGGUGUCAUCGUCUUGGGGUGCGCUUUCCAUGAAUUAAUCUACAGUGAAUGCUCGGUUGGUGCCAGUGCUGUACUUUUUUCGAUAUUCGCAUUUUGGUGCUAUAAUUGUGAGGGUAACCUUCUUUUGUGGGGCAUUUUAUCUAUUAAUCCAAUUUUUGUGCCCUGGGUAUUACUCAUCAUGUGUCAACUAUUCUUUUGGUCUAGUGCAUUUGGGAUGCAUAUUUGUGGCAUUGUGUUUGGAAUUAUCACUUACUAUAUCGUUCCAAAGUCUUUCUGGGAUACUCUGAAGUGUGAUCGUGGCGCUUACCGUGAAUUAACCACUGACAAUGUUAUUGAUAAGGACUAUCCGUCUGACAAUGUCCACAUAACGUUUAGCGGAAAUAAGAGUUUCGAAAAUAAAACGCAUCCGCAUAGUCUAGUAUGAACUAUAGUGAUUUCAAGGUAAUUUUCAUCCUGUUAUGCUGCUAUUUUCCGUCACUUUGGAUUUUUAUUUAUGGAUAAUAAUUCCCAACUCAAGCGUAUGCCUAUGUAUGACUAUACAGUAAUGAAGCGUUUCAUUCAAAAAAAUAUCUUAAUUUCAUUAUUUACAAUGCUUGACUUUUGCUUUUA